Ceraceosorus guamensis is the source of this 2106-nucleotide messenger RNA. Its product is annotated as YVTN repeat-like/Quino protein amine dehydrogenase. The record is from RefSeq and is a predicted model, not a curated record. Lineage: Eukaryota; Fungi; Basidiomycota; Exobasidiomycetes; Ceraceosorales; Ceraceosoraceae. Gene Ontology annotation, biological process: mitotic sister chromatid segregation; microtubule anchoring at mitotic spindle pole body; protein localization to mitotic spindle pole body. Gene Ontology annotation, cellular component: microtubule organizing center; MWP complex; mitotic spindle. Gene Ontology annotation, molecular function: protein binding. The transcript is spliced from 10 exons. The coding region runs from base 316 to 2010 and encodes 564 amino acids.
CGAGAAGUGACCUCUUAAAUCACAAAGUGAUUCGUUCGAGGUAACCUGAAUCUUGAAUUGAAGCCGGUCGCUCGUGACUGUUACGUGUUCAAGCGUCAUCGCGCGUACAAGUUUGAUGUUGCGAUUGGGCUCAAAAGCCGAGGCUCGGAAGACAUGCUGAGGAGAGCCUUGGACAAGAAAGAGACUUGCUAGACCAAGAGCCAUUCAAGCUUCCGAUCGGCGCAAGGCCUUCGCAACAGGACUGGAUCAAGUGCGCGCAAGUCGAGCUCCUUCAUCACGGACCAAAGACUUGGCGCAGAUCUGCGCCUCUUCGAGAUGGACUUCACUGCAUCUUAUGCCCAUGCAUCCACCUCCUCCCUUCGUUUCUCUCCUGGCUCCACUUUCCUCGCAUCGUUGGUUGGAAAUCCCUCGCGAACAGUGGUGGUACGCUCAGCUCUAAGCUUGACACCCGUCAGAUCGUGGGACCUACCCUUGACGCUGCAUUCCCUACAAUGGUCAGGAGACGGAGCCUUUCUGCUGGUGACGGCCCUCGAAGAUGCUACCGUCUUUGUGCUCAGCCUCGAUCCCAAGAGGGAGGCGCGACACGGCGAAGAUGCAGGCGAAGGAUGGAUCGCUAGGCUACAGGCUGGCGCUGAAGGAUUGGUUCACGCUCAGUGGGCUCCCAACGAUGGACCUCACACCGUCCUGUGCUUCAGCGAGAACGAUAUGCGCGUGACGGCAUGGCAACUGGCAAGCGAAACACCUACUCUGAUCGACUCGCCAAAGACUGCUAGAGCGUAUUCGAACGCUCAGUCCAACAUCUUCGCGCUGCUGCAAAGGCACGACAGUAAAGAGGCUGUGUCGCUUUUCGUCCAAGGCUCGCAUGGCAAUGCCAAGAGAGAACGGCAUCUGGAAUUGGCCGAUCCAGAUGGGGAUGGGCAAGGUUGGAGACUCUGGAAGAGCUUUCUCAUCGCAACCAAUGACGCCGCGGGCUUGGCGUGGUCGCCGACAGGUUUGCACAUCGCUGUUUGGGAAUCUCUGCUGGAGUACAAGCUUCAACUUUACACGAUCGCUGGACAACUCAGAGCAACCUUUGCGAUAGAAGCUGGUGCCGAAGAGCCGACCACGGUGUAUCCGACCAGCUCUCGCGCCAACAAUGGAACAUCUCUUGCGAGUACCCAACAGGGGAGUCUGGGUCCGAGCUCUUCGCUCAGAAAUCGCAAGGCGCAGGAGCACCUUUCGGACAAUCGCAGCAUUGCCGGCGGCGGGCUAGGCAUACGCUGCGUGGAAUUCGCACCGAGUGGCAAGUACCUUGCUGUUGGAGGUGCAGACGAAAAGCUUUGGAUCCUAGACGCGACCGACGGACAGCAGCUUUUUGUGCUGGACCACUCAAAAAAAUCGUACGGCGCAUCUAGCAAAAGCAACGGCACGUCAGAACAGCUCAUCGCGUGGCGAGAGCCGCAUCGGUGGAUUGAAGAAACGGGAGGCCGUGGCAUCAUCACAUUGGAGCAAAAUACCCUGCCCGUGGCGCCCCCCGCAGUGCGCGUCGAUCACACCAAGCCCUUUCCAAAGAGCGGCGUCUCCUGGCUAUCCUGGUCGCCUGACGGCUCUUUGAUCGCAUCCCGCAAUGAGAAUGUGCCGGGAACCAUUUACAUCUGGCUGGUGGAGCCACAAAGCGCCUCUGCACCAAUUUUGCUGGCUAUGCUUCUCCUCGCUGCCCCAGUCACUCGCGCGUGCUGGCAACCAGCGGGCACUAGAGAAGACUCUGCCAUCGCUGCGACAGGAGCUACACUUGGCCUCGUCUGCGGGACAAGCGCCAUCUAUCAAUGGUCAAGAAACCCCGAAAAGAGUCAGAAUGCUGAAGCCAUUCCGAUUCCCAUUGACGGAUUCGCAGCACACGUGCUUCGCUGGUCGCCUGAUGGUGCUAACCUACUCUUGGCCGACGCCACAGCAGGCGCAUUCUGCUGUGCCAUUGAUGCUGAUGGCCAAGACGGAUCGCGCUCCGUCUCGAUCGCAGACGAGAGCCGCUAAUCGUCUACCUAGUCUUGCUCACGCCUUGGUAGUACUGACCGAAUCGCUUGCAAGAUGUACAAUACAAUGUGAAGAUCGCCGACCCGAAGGAAAAGA